Molecule: messenger RNA, 1122 nt
Organism: Lampris incognitus (smalleye Pacific opah)
Lineage: Eukaryota; Metazoa; Chordata; Actinopteri; Lampriformes; Lampridae
Gene: htr1b
Product: 5-hydroxytryptamine (serotonin) receptor 1B
Exons: 1
Coding region: 1-1122 (373 amino acids)
Biological process (GO): adenylate cyclase-activating adrenergic receptor signaling pathway
Cellular component (GO): plasma membrane
Molecular function (GO): G protein-coupled serotonin receptor activity
Source: RefSeq, a predicted model, not a curated record
AUGGAGCGCUCCGGUCAAGUCGAGCCAACCCCAGGCUCCGGCGGACAGACGGUGAACUCCACAAAUGACACGUUCAGCGCGAACCCGACGACGCAGGACGAGAGCACCGACGGCCUCGUCUACCAAAUCGGUCUAGCGGCGAUCCUGUCCGUCAUCACCCUCGCCACCACCAUGUCCAACGCGUUCGUCAUCGCCGUCAUCUCGCAGUCGAAGAAACUCCAAACUCCGGCAAACUUUCUGAUCGCCUCCCUGGCCAUCACCGACCUGCUGGUGUCCAUCCUGGUGAUGCCCGUGUGCAUCCUGUACACGGUUAUCCACACCUGGACUCUCGGACAAGUUAUUUGCGACAUCUGGCUGUCCUCGGACAUAACGUGUUGCACCGCAUCCAUUCUCCACCUGUGCGUCAUCGCCCUGGAUAGGUUCUGGGCGAUAACGGACGCGGUUGAGUACGCGAAGAAGCGCACGCCGGCCCGGGCGGCGGGGAUGAUAGUCACCGUGUGGGUCAUCGCCAUCUCCAUCUCUCUCCCCCCGCUAUUCUGGCGGCAGGUGAAAGCGGAGGAGUUGACCAGCUGUAACGUCAACACGGACCACAUUUUCUACACCAUCUACUCCACGUUCGGGGCUUUCUACAUCCCCACGCUGCUGCUCAUCGCUCUGUACGGGAGGAUAUACGUCGAGGCGCGUAAGCGGAUUUUAAAACAGUCGCCCAGGAAGGCGCAAGGUAAAAGGCUGACUUGGGUUCACCUGCUAACCAACUCCCCCGGAUCCUCAACACCUCCCCAGCGCGACACCGCGUCGCUGGCGAGUGAAAACCAAGUCAAAGUGACCGUGUCGGACGCGGUGCUGGAGAAGAAGCGGAUAUCCGCCGCCCGCGAGAGGAAAGCCACCAAGACGCUGGGAAUAAUCCUGGGCGCCUAUAUCGUCUGCUGGUUGCCCUUUUUCAUCUACACGCUGGUGGUGGCCGCCUGUGUUACGUGCUUCUACCCUGAGCUGUUUGACUUUUUCACCUGGCUGGGCUACCUGAACUCUCUUAUCAACCCCAUCAUAUACACCAUGUCCAACGACGACUUCAAGAAAGCUUUCCACAAACUUGUACGCUUUAGGUGCUGCUGCAGGUUGUGA